Aspergillus calidoustus is the source of this 1791-nucleotide messenger RNA. The record is from the annotation of a GenBank genome assembly. NCBI's taxonomy places the organism in Eukaryota, Fungi, Ascomycota, Eurotiomycetes, Eurotiales, Aspergillaceae.
UGCUGGGGUGGGGUCAAUCUGUCUUCUGGGUACAUUCAGCUGUGGUGCAUGUACGGAGCCUUAUUAGGCAUCAAUGCAGCUGCCGACCACGUCCUGGAUUAUCGAUCUGGCAGUUCUCCCUUGCGUACAGGGCACUUUCUGGGGUAUAGCGUGGAACUCAAAUGUAAAUGUUCUCUACGAAUGUACUUGCAGUGUUGCACAGUGGAUCAAUCUCGAUCCCGCGGCGCAAAGCUAAAGUCCUGAUCAGCAUGGAAUCUUCACGGGUUGAUCAUUUCCUCCUGCUUUGUGUCAUAUCUCCAAUCUUUAACAGGAACUCCCAAUACAGCGCGAUAUCUUAAGAAUAAUGCAUCUCCUUCCAGAUGUGAGGGCGCUUUGCGAUUCCAACGAACCCCAGACGGUUGAGAACCCUGCAUUGCCACGCUACGAUCUCGUCGAUCUCGCUAUCGAGCGUUACACCGCACGUGUGUCCAAGCGGCGCUCUGAGGAAGAAACAAAAUCAUUCUUCGUCGCAGAUCUCGGCCAGGUGGCCCGCCAACUCACGCGCUGGGAGCGCAACCUGCCAACUGUGCGACCCUACUAUGCGGUAAAAUGCAACUCCGACCCAGCACUUCUGCACCACCUUGCCUCCCUCGGCAUCGGCUUCGACUGCGCAUCCGUGGAAGAGCUCCGCCUCGUCCUCGACCUCAACAUCGAUUCGGCGCGCAUCCUUUUUGCAAACCCAGUCAAAGCACCCGCAGCCAUACGCUUUGCGCGCCGGGUUGGAGUGUCGCGAAUGACCUUUGAUAAUAUGGAUGAGUUGCAUAAGAUCAGUGCGUACUUUCCCGAGGCGCAGCUAUUGCUGAGGAUUUACGCGAGUGAUGAUCAUGCGCUGGUGAAGCUGGGGGAGAAGUUUGGUGCGCAAUUAGAUACCACCAAGCAGUUGCUCAAGCAGGCGUGGGAGCUGGGGCUCGACGUUGUGGGGGUUAGUUUUCAUGUUGGAUCCGGCGCCCAAAGCCCCAACGCCUACCGAAAAGCCAUCGAGGACGCCGCGGUCGUAUUUCGGCAAGCAUCCGCACUCGGCUUCCGACUCACAAUUCUCGACAUCGGCGGCGGCUUCACGGACAGCAAUUUUGAGUCUAUCGCCCGCUCGGUCCGCGAAUCCAUCGACAUCCACUUCUCUUUGGACAUAACAAUCAUUGCAGAGCCCGGUCGCUACUUUGCGCGGAGUGCGUACACGCUCGUACCCCAGGUCAUCGGGCGGCGCCGCCACAUUUGUUGCGCGGCUGCUGAAGGGGUUCCGGAUAUGCUGUAUCAGAAUGACGGGGUCUAUGGGAAUUUCAUGAAUGUUAUUAUGGAGAAGGAGCGGAUGGCGCCCAGGCUUUACAAACCUAAAUCAAAUUCCCUGGCGUCAUCUGCGACGAAACAAGGACAUGGCGAGGGGUCGGAAGGUAAAUACCGAUACUCAAUCUGGGGACCGACCUGUGAUAGCAUCGACUGCGUCACUCGUGGAGUGACCUUUGAUUCAGAAGUCCAGGUGGGUGACUGGCUUGUAUAUUGCGACAUGGGGGCUUAUACCAUGACCACUGCGACGCGCUUCAACGGCUUCUCUCGGCCGAGUGAUAUAGUUUACGUGGACAGCGAGGCGACGACGGAUAUUACCGACUAUAUAUGACCUGGUUACGAGAGGUAGACCGACAACAAAAUCUAUAGAAAUUCAGGCCUAAUUGCUGGCCUAAACGGCAGUAAUUAGAGUAGAGUACGGAAUAUGUACGUACAUACAUAUCCAAAAAAUCCAAUUUGUUCGAAUUUUCA